AUGAGAAGCUUCCUAUUUCUACUGGCUCUGCUAGCUGUUUCAACGUCUGGAGAGCUUCUUCCAAUGUAUUCGGAAACUGAUGAGGAAAUCGCCAAGGCCAACCAAUCCAAGGUCAAGAAUCAGGAGUUUGUAAGCGUCAUGAAUCAUCGAAGCUACGCGUAUACUUCGGCAUUCUUGAUCCUGGUGUUGUUUGCGGCUGUUAUCUGGUGCCACGUCGCUUCGGCUCGCAAGUCACGUCGUCUAGCCCAGUUCGAGCAAAGAGGAGCGCCGGUCCCACCCGUCGAGUGGUCACCACUUCUCCAAGAACGCAAAAACCUCCGUCCACCGCCACCGUACAGCCAAGUUGUCUGA
Messenger RNA from Caenorhabditis briggsae, 351 nucleotides. The coding region runs from base 1 to 351 and encodes 116 amino acids. The record is from RefSeq and is a predicted model, not a curated record. The transcript has 3 exons. Lineage: Eukaryota; Metazoa; Nematoda; Chromadorea; Rhabditida; Rhabditidae.